Strongylocentrotus purpuratus (purple sea urchin) is the source of this 2343-nucleotide messenger RNA. Its product is annotated as deoxyhypusine synthase. Bases 169 to 1311 code for a protein of 380 amino acids. Gene Ontology annotation, molecular function: deoxyhypusine synthase activity. The transcript is spliced from 9 exons. Gene Ontology annotation, biological process: peptidyl-hypusine biosynthetic process. Gene Ontology annotation, cellular component: cytoplasm. Lineage: Eukaryota; Metazoa; Echinodermata; Echinoidea; Camarodonta; Strongylocentrotidae. The record is from RefSeq and is a predicted model, not a curated record.
AGCAUGCUGUACGUACCAAUCAUAACGGUACCACUGUAUGAGAUUAGUGUUGUGUACAUUAAACACGACUGCUACGCUUCAGCUCAGCUAGGCCAAACACGGAACAUAAGGAAGUUGUAAUAUUGUUUCUUUGACAUUUCUAAAACUAGUGGAUGAAUCUUGAGUAAGAUGGCUGCACCUCCAGACUUAGCAACAUCAGCUGUCAUGGUCCAGAGCUCUGAGAUGCCAAAGGAUUCUGUAAAGGUCAAAGGUUAUGAUUUCAACGAGGGUAUUGAUUAUCACAAGCUACUCCAGUCAUUCAAGACAUGUGGAUUCCAAGCAACAAAUCUAGGACUGGCUAUUGAGGAAAUUCAAAAAAUGAUAUCCAAGAAAGAAGAAGGAUACGAUGAAGAGGAAGCUAAGAAGGGAGCUGAGCUGAAUCCUUGCGGGCGACUCAAGUCAAAUUGUACCAUCUUCCUGGGGUACACCUCCAACCUUAUCUCAUCAGGUCUCCGAGAAAAUUUUAGAUUCCUAGCCCAACACAAUUUGGUCGAUUGCAUAGUUUCUAGUGCAGGAGGAAUUGAAGAAGACUUCAUCAAAUGUUUAGGAGACACAUAUAUUGGUGAUUUCAGCCUGAGAGGUCGUGACCUGAGACCCAAAGGCAUUAAUCGGAUUGGCAACCUGUUGGUUCCAAACGAGAAUUACUGCAAGUUUGAGGACUGGCUGAUGCCGAUCUUGGAUCAGAUGUUGAUAGAACAGAACACAGAGGGUAUCAACUGGACACCAUCCAAGAUGAUCGCUAGGUUAGGCAAAGAAAUCGAUGAUCCAAAUUCUGUCUACUACUGGGCAUAUAAGAAUAAUAUUCCAGUGUUUAGUCCUGCCCUAACGGACGGUUCAUUGGGUGAUAUCCUCUACUUCCAUUCCUACAAGAAUCCUGGUCUAAGACUAGAUAUCGUAGAAGAUGUCCGGAGAAUGAACAGUCAGGCAGUGUAUGCAGCACACACAGGAAUGAUCAUCUUAGGUGGUGGGCUGGUCAAACAUCAUAUAUGCAAUGCAAACCUUAUGAGGAAUGGAGCUGACUUCUGUGUAUUUCUGAACACAGCUCAAGAGUUUGAUGGGUGCGAUGCUGGAGCCAGACCAGAUGAAGCUAUCUCGUGGGGUAAAAUCAAAAUGACCGCUUCUCCGGUCAAGGUGUACGGUGAAGCUACCAUGCUGUUCCCUCUGAUUGUAGCCGAGACAUUCGCACGCUUUGUUCACUCGAAAGGGCACGAGAAAGAAGAUCAGCCGCUGAGCAAGAAAUCGAGAAACUCAGACUCUCACAUUGCAACAUAAAACCGAGUGCCUGGGACUGACUUACAUCCCAUGAAGACAGUGUGUGAUAAAGACUAAGCAUGCACUGGGAUGGAAAACUAAAACUAAUGUAACAUCUUAGGAAGUGGAAUGUGGUACAUGGUGAGCAUAUGCUGUCGAAGACUUCAGACUUGUUGGAACAUGGAAUUCAACAAAUGGGACUGAAGCCAAAAAAUUGCCUUGUGGUGGCUACUUGUGCGAGCAGUAUCAGACACAUGGAGAGGUGUCAUGGUCUAGUGCAUACGUUGCUUGAUUGUGGACUACAUGGUACGCAGUUCGAGUCCCACUGCGGCACUAAUGUCCUUUGGCAAGAUAUAAAUCUACAUUUGCCACUCUCCACCCAGGUGAGGUAAAUGGGUACCUGGUAGGGAGAAAUUCCUUGGAUGCUUGAGCGCCUUAUCAUGGAACCCGGGGUAAUGAUAUGGGAAAACUCCAAUACUCAUGAGGUUACCCUGGGUUAACGACAUAUUAUUAUUAUCAUUAUUAUUACAUCUCAAAGACUGGGUUCGAUUUAUAAGAGACAGGUUGGGCGAUAUUAUGAGGAACAAAUAUUCAUGAUGGUUUGAUUAAUAUUUUGGGCCAAUCUGAAGGCAAAAGAGGCUCUGUGUCGCGAAACCCAACCCCCAUCAUACAAUGUGCCAAGUGAUAUGAAGUAAUGGCCUUUGGGCGGAGUCAGGGGGUGACAGACCAACUAUUUGGUCUGUUCAGAAACCCUUCAUGCUAUAGUCAUAAUGAUAAAAAUCAUUGUGUAUCCAUACAGUCCAAUUUCUCAUGACUAUUAUAAUUCUUUUGUAUUCUGGUGGUGGUAACUAAAGUUUUCUUUAAAUGCAAGAAGCUAUAAAUGAAUAGGGUGUUCCUCAAAAUGCCAUGAAAAAUGAUGUACAAAGAACACUUGUGACACCAUGACUACAAUAAAUUCCAGACCUGCCAACCAGUACGAUUUAGUCGUAUUUAGUACGAUUUUUAGAAACAAAUACGACAGUACGAUUUUCCUUAAUAAAAUAUGAUUUUCAA